AUGGUUGCCUUGCGGCGCUCGUCCAAAGCAAAGAGUCCCGAUCAUCAUGAACAUCAUGAUAUCAAAAGAAAGCACGAGGCAGCAGCAGGGGAACAUACUGCCAAGAGACAAAAAUCCAGUGGUACAGCCCACAGUUCCAAGGAAUUGCAAGUAGGUGACAAGAUACCCGACGUGAUACUCAAAAACCAAGAUGGGGAGGACGUAUCAUUGGCCAAGGUGACCGACGAGACCAAAGUGGUAGUAAUCUAUUCAAACCCUAAAGCGGGCACAAUCGGAGGCACUGAACAGGCGUCAGCGUACAAAGAUCACCAGAGCGAAUUGAAGAAAAUAGCGAAAGUCUUUGGACUUAGUGCCGAUGAUGUGAGGUCACUCAAGGACUUUCAAAAAUCGCAGUCAUUGCCCUUCGACGUUCUCUCUGAUCCUGGCCGUGAGUUGAUUGAGCCUCUGGGAGCGAAAAAGGGCACUUCUACUCAACGUUCACACUGGGUGUUCUUGAAUGGUAAGCUUAUUGACAAAAAAAUUGGGGUCUCCCCAGAAUCAUCAGUUGCGGAUGCCAUAAAAGCUGCUUCCAAAGCCCACGGAGGUAGCAGCGGUCGGGGACGUCCAAAAAAGGAGCAGCACAAUGAAGAAGUCAAAGACGAAGAUGGACAUGAUGCAGCUGAUGCCCAUAAGACUACCCACAAGCCUGCUGCCAAGGCUCAUGGUCGCGGGCGUCCUAAAAAGGAGCAGCAUGAUGAAGAAGAUGAAAACAAUGACCAAGAUGGUGCCGAAUAUGCUGCUGAUGAUGCUGAAGAUCCCGAACUGGAAGAAAUCGGCCAAGAAGAUGACGUCGAGUACGAGACUCAGGACUUAAAGACAGACGAAAGAGACGAAGGCGUUGUGGGGGAAGAAAAAGAUAUUGAAAACGCAUUUGACAGCGUUGACGCUGAGAGGGAAGAUCUACAGGCAGAGGGCACCGAGGGUGAAGAUUAUUUGGACGAAGAGGAAGAAAAUAUCGAUGUGGAAGAGAAGGACUAG
Molecule: messenger RNA, 1017 nt
Organism: Lachancea lanzarotensis
Lineage: Eukaryota; Fungi; Ascomycota; Saccharomycetes; Saccharomycetales; Saccharomycetaceae
Gene: DOT5
Product: LALA0S01e10022g1_1
Exons: 1
Coding region: 1-1017 (338 amino acids)
Biological process (GO): cellular response to oxidative stress; cell redox homeostasis
Cellular component (GO): cytoplasm
Molecular function (GO): thioredoxin peroxidase activity
Source: RefSeq, a predicted model, not a curated record